Molecule: messenger RNA, 534 nt
Organism: Schistocerca serialis cubense
Lineage: Eukaryota; Metazoa; Arthropoda; Insecta; Orthoptera; Acrididae
Exons: 1
Coding region: 1-534 (177 amino acids)
Molecular function (GO): protein dimerization activity
Source: RefSeq, a predicted model, not a curated record
AUGACUGAUGAGCUUUGUGAGGAUGAAGUAUCCAAACAUUCACAGAAAGUUUUGUUCAUGAUGUCAACGUUAGAAAUAAUUGACAGAGUCAUAAUGGAGCUGAUUACCCAGUUUACUGCACUGGAGAACACUAGUGCAAAAUUUAGUUUUCUGUGUGGUUUCCAAAUUCAAGAAAUGGAAGUGGAGGGCUUAAAGGCCAAAGCAGCAGAACUGUCUGAUACCUACACAGAAGAUCUAAACAAGGAAGAAUUUAUUUUUGAAAUUGAAAGUUUCAAACACCACGCCCUGGUAAUAGAAAGAGACUUGCAAAAUGGCACUGCAUCAUCCACAUUAAGUUUGAUUUAUAAAAAUAAAUUGGUAGAGGGGUAUCCCAACAUUACUACAGACUUAAGAAUAUUCCUUCCCAUAUCGGUUUCUGUUUCCACUAGAGAAAGAAGUUUCAGCAAGCUGGAACUAAUAAAAAAUCAUUUGAGGAGCAUGAUUGCACAACAAAGAUUAACAAAUCUCAGAAUAAUCUCCAUAGAGCACAAAUGA